Molecule: messenger RNA, 1914 nt
Organism: Daucus carota subsp. sativus
Lineage: Eukaryota; Viridiplantae; Streptophyta; Magnoliopsida; Apiales; Apiaceae
Product: heavy metal-associated isoprenylated plant protein 5-like
Exons: 5
Coding region: 702-1073 (123 amino acids)
Molecular function (GO): metal ion binding
Source: RefSeq, a predicted model, not a curated record
UAAAAUUGAUGUGAAACUUGUUGAGAAUUGAGUAGGCAUGAAAAUUAAAUUCCCAAUUUACAUUAUUUUCUUUCUGAUAUAUACAAAUAAAUUCAUAAAUUUACUUCUAUAUAUUAAAAGAGGAUUAGGGGCAAAAUGAGCAAAAAUAAUCCCUGUGAAAUUACAUGUAUACCCUCAAUUCACACACAAUUUCGACAAUGCCAUUGCCACUUGGUUUUCUUCUUAAUCUCGUUGUGUUCACUUGGAGUGAAUGGAAUGGAGGGAGAAUGGAAUGAAUUUUGUACUCAAAAAUGGUGUUGAUUAAAGAAAAUGUAUACAAUUUUCAUUCCUUCGAUCAUUCCAUUCCCACUAUUUUAACUAGAAUUCUAUCUCACAUGUUUUGGAAGGAAUGCUCAUUCCAUCUCUACAUCAUAUUUUCUUUACAAUCUUGAUCACACAAAAAUUUAACUCAUUUAUACUUAGUCACUAUUAGCUCGUACUUUCUUCUUUCUCCAUAAAAUUUCAAUAUAAUUUUUCGUUCCAUUCUCCCUUCAUUCCAUUUCAUCCAAGUGAACACAAAACAUUUCCACAGUAUCUUCUUAUUCUCUCAUUGCUUGCGCUUUUCCGAUUUGUGUUAUGUUGUCGUAUUUAUCCAUCCGUGAGGCGCAUUUUGCCAUAGAUCAAAACACAUAAUAAGACUCUUCUACUGCUCUCAAAGAUUCAUGGCACACACAGCGGUUCCUCUUCUCCUCCUAAUUCUAAUACAAGCCAAACAUGUCGGCUCUCUUCAAGGUGUUGAGUCGGUGAAACGAAUGAAUAAGCUAACGGUGAUCGGGAGCAUGGAUCCCUCAAAACUCCGAGACUUAACUAAGAAGAGAACUAUAAAGAAAGUCGAGACCAUUUCUCCCAAAAAGGAUAAGGACAAAAAAAACAAUGGUAAUGGCGAUGACAAGAAAAAUUCCGGCGACAAGGAGGACAAAACCGAGAAGAAAUCAAAAGAUAUAGCAUUGCUAAAGGUACCUCUGCAUUGGGAUGGCUGUAUUCAGAAAAUUCAGAAGCUCGUCUACAAAACAAAAGGUUGUAAGUCAGUUUGAAGAGACUUAUAAAAAGUAGAAGGACAAUGACCAGGUUCUUCAAGUUGCAGGAAAGAGUAGGCCGGUUAAUUGCAAUAUAAAUGGGAACCUGUUUAGGCUAAGCUCCAUGUGGGAUAGAUUUGCACAAGACAAUUUGUUGUCUGUUGGUGAUUUUUGUGUCUGGACUGAUAAACACCUCUACUAAAUUGCUACAGGUUGAAAUAUUUUCAGCAGCAAAAGAAGCAAACAGUGGUACUGGCAUUGGACAUCACUUACGCCACUUAAUUUAAUCAUGACACAAUUUGCAUCUCAUUUUGUUUUCUGGUUUCUGGUUUUCAUAUUAGUUUGGACGCUUUAUUGCUCUAUACGUUGUUGCCCGCUGCAUUCUCUGAAAUAGAAAAUCUUCUGUAAGAGACUGCCACGGGUAAAAGGAGACAAGUAAGCUAAAGUGCCUGCAUCAGUCGAUGCUUUCACAUCCAGAUACCCUUACUUCAGAAUCAAAAUAUACCCAUCUUCCUUGUGUGGUGGAUAUUUGAGUUUGUCGUAAAAGUUUGUGAAGAGAGUUAUUACUAAAAACAGUUGCAAUGUUACCCUUCGAAUAUCGGAAAUAUCAGAUGGAAGAGAAUGGUUGGUUAAGUGCAAUGUUUACCACUGUAUUUAUCUUGUAUGUUUUAUUGUAAAUUUUAAUCUAUUUUUCAACAGUAUUUGUCUUUAUAUGCGUGAUGUUUUUUGGCUACUCUGGUAAUGGAAUUUAUAGGAUAAGACAUAGUUACAUAUCUUACUUUAUUAUUUAAUUAUUUAAUGUAUAAUACAGAUAUGUACAUUUUUAAUAUGUUAUAUUGUGAAUUAUAUACUGGUUGCA